This is a messenger RNA of Eremothecium cymbalariae DBVPG#7215, 2016 nucleotides long. RefSeq names its product linker nucleoporin NUP82 (gene NUP82). The transcript has a single exon. Lineage: Eukaryota; Fungi; Ascomycota; Saccharomycetes; Saccharomycetales; Saccharomycetaceae. The coding region runs from base 1 to 2016 and encodes 671 amino acids. The record is from RefSeq and is a predicted model, not a curated record. Gene Ontology annotation, biological process: ribosomal large subunit export from nucleus; protein import into nucleus; mRNA export from nucleus. Gene Ontology annotation, molecular function: structural constituent of nuclear pore; protein binding. Gene Ontology annotation, cellular component: nuclear pore.
AUGACUGGCGAUCCGCAUCCGAUUUUCCAAGUGCCCCCAUUUAGAACUCUGAGUAAGUUGCAUGUACAUGUCUGUAAGAAUGCGACUCAAAUCGUGACGUGCUUUGAUAAAAACUUACGGUACGCUAGAGUAACGGAACACACAUUUAAGAGCAAGCAUUUAGACAUUAAACAUAGUGAGCAUAGCAUUUUGAAUAAUUCAGGUACAUUAAUCGCAUUCUAUGGUUCCAAUGAUGUUGAGCUGUUCGAUAUGGAUGGUAAGAAGUCUUGCUUGCGCGUCGAGUUGGGCAUUAAGCAGGUAUUAUGGCAUCCAUUGGCUUAUCUAGAUUCAUGCCUUGUUGUGUUGACCAAGGAGAAUACUAUUGAAUUAUAUGAGCUAGCUAAGGCCAACUUCAUGUAUCCUACGGUUGUUUUGAAUGAAAAGCUUCCUCAGUUAGGUAUUUCCUCGCAUGUAUCUGAAAUUUGCAGUAUGGCAUUUUCACCAGAUGGGUUGACAUUAUAUCUACUGUCGUUAGAAGAAGGUGGCGAUGUCUAUGCACUACAUCCCUUAUUGCCAAGUCGGUUACGAAUUAAGCGUUCCUUCUGGGAAUCACAAUGGUAUAAGGCUACGGCAUUAUAUGAAUCAAUUGAUAAAGAUACUCCAAAUGAGAAGAAGAUUGCUAUGAUCGAGCAUUUUGACUUCGUCUCAAAGAUCUAUAAGAUGAUUGACAAGGACUCCGAGUUUUUCGACGUGAAUAUUCCAGAGCACAAAAGAAUGGUAACUCCACGGGGACCAUUUAGUAUUUAUGGUUUUCCUGAGGAGUUAUACAAUACCACAGCCACAAAACUAAUUACACUGCCGGUAAACGACGAGGGCGCAUACGUUCUAAUACUCAGUUUUGAUGAUGGGACUAUUUUGUCUUUGUUCCCAGAUAUAGAGUUGCUCAUGUCUUGGAGUAGAUCUCUAAACAACGCUUGCUCAUUUGUAUUAAUUGAAAAAUUCAGAGCUGGUGGUGAGAUAUUUGCUAUUGAAUCAGGUGUGGCUAUUCUUGAGAAGAAUAAUGCUCAUAUCGUAAGGUUCCCAUAUUUAAAGGCUCUUGGUGAGUGUAUCAAAGAAGGAGAUAUAGCUCCCAUGGUAGAUGUUAAAUUAACCUCAGAUAUUACUCCGUUAGCUGGUUCAUAUCAUACCGUGGUUACUUGGAACGAACCUUCGACCAAGGGGAUCUUGUUUAUUGGAAAUUCAGUUAUUCGAUCAAUACCUGAUGAUGUAGGUUUGAGUUCAUUUAAACCAAGGGUUGAUCCUGCUAUUUCACAGAAUGGCAAAUAUACUGUAUGCUUCCCGUCCACAAUGGAGGAACUAUUAAAAACUAAUAAGGCACUUCAACAUACGCUUCGUCAACCUCUUCCAUUGGUCCCUCUUGAACAAAAGAAUGUACCGUUGAAUAGCGAGUUUAAUGAACAUCAGUUGGCCACCCUCACCAAAAUUAGCACAGAAGUUAUGGAUAGAAUCAUUCUCGCCCAGUCAUUGGGGUAUCUAAUGUACAACCGAGCAGCCACACAACAAUUUGAACUGUGUCGCCAACUAGAAACAGUCAGUAAACUGAAUGACAGAAGUGUGACCUUGAAGCAAAAUACCAAGUCAUUGACUUGCAGGCUUGAUUCAGUGUCCAAAAAAGACAUCGCUCUCAGAAGUAGGCUCGAAAAACUUCAACAGUCGUUAGAUAAGGUUAACGAAAGCCCAAAAUUCAACGAACUCCCGCUUAGUAUGAAAGAGAGGGCCUGGUUCAGAGAGUUGAAAAAUGAUGUACUCGCAUUCAACGAGUACGUACUCCAAAAUAGUAAGCUGUGCGAAGAACUAAAUUUUCUGAAAAAGGAAUUAGAACUGAUAGAAUCCAAUCACGGCAACAUCCCUAACGAAGAGCUCUUUAAUUUUGAAAAACUCCAGGACCUUUUGACGUUGGACUCAAAGAUGAUUGGAGAUUGUAAUGAUCAGUUGCUCGCUGCUGCAAAGGACUUGGAAAAUAAGCUAUAUAUCUGA